AUGAAGUACGGCAUCUGCGAUGAGGACGUCUAUAACUUUGACGAGGCUGGCUUUAUGAUAGGCAAGAUCACGACUCAGCUCGUCGUGACUAGGUUAGAGAGGAGAGGCCGGCUAAAGGCUGUUCAACCAGGCAAUCGCGAGUAG
This is a messenger RNA of Alternaria arborescens, 144 nucleotides long. RefSeq lists its product as hypothetical. The coding region runs from base 1 to 144 and encodes 47 amino acids. Lineage: Eukaryota; Fungi; Ascomycota; Dothideomycetes; Pleosporales; Pleosporaceae. The transcript has a single exon. The record is from RefSeq and is a predicted model, not a curated record.